UUCUUCUUCUUCUUGUUCGCAGCACACUGGCAUAUCUGAUAUGACCUACCCGCACAUUCGGUACAUCUCAUCUAGAAUGACUGGCUUUGGAAGAACCUAUGAGGACCUGCUGCAUUUAGAGGAAAGACUGGGGACUGUGAACCGAGGAGCCUCUCAGGGAACCAUAGAGAGGUGCACUUACCCACACAAGUACAAGAAGAGAAAGCUGCAUGAUAAACAAGAGGAAGACGAGGGAGCCGACGAAGACACGGAAGAGAAAUGCACCAUCUGUCUGUCCAUACUAGAAGAGGGCGAGGAUGUCAGACGUCUACCAUGUAUGCACCUCUUCCAUCAGCUGUGUGUGGAUCAGUGGCUCCUCACCAAUAAGAAGUGCCCCAUCUGCAGAGUGGACAUUGAGGCGCAGCUGUCUGCUGAGAGUUGAUGCUGUUUUUAUUUUCUAACAACCCUUUUGGUUGAAAGUUUAUUUUGAGAUCAUAAGAAUUUUCUCUUCAGUACUGCAGUCAACCAAAGAUGGCAUGAAUUACCUGUGCAGCUCCAUGAUGAGAAAAUGAAGAAGAAAAAAAACAAAGCAUUGAGCCUAGAGUGCCAGCUAUCACAUAUUACUACAACAGCUACAAUUCUCCAUUAAGGGUUUAAGAUUUUAUUGUAUUUAUAAAGCUUUUAUGUAGCUUUGAUCGUUUCCUCAAGUGUCAUUUUUGUUUCUUGUUUCUCUGCAUGUUUCCUUGCGAUGCAUUUCUUUGCACAUAUAACGUGGGCUGAACACAGCCUAACCGUCUGCAGGUGAGAAUAACUGCUCUAGUAAAGAUGCAUUUCUGUAAACUCAAUGCCUUGCUUUACUAGAAUAGAAUGUCAACCUUCAGUUUUUUUUAAAAAAACAAAACAAAUAACAUUGCAGGAUUCAUUUUUACCAACCAUUGUAUUGAUUAGUUUAUGUUUAGAAGAUGUGGAUUGUUAGUGAACGAUGUUUUUAAGUAAAUCAAGACAUUCCUAACUAGGGAAAUAUGUUAACAGAUCAGCUGCUGUAUUAGUGCACACCCAGUAUUUCUAGAGUGGAAAUAAACUCCUCUGUUCACCUUCCUCCCAGAAUAUGCACAUGCUUUGCUCCAACGACACCUCCCGCUCCUUUAUUUGACUAAAACACCACCACAAACAGAAUGUCGCCUCCUUCUCUUGACUGUUCUUUCUAAACUGAAUGAUUUCUGGGAUCUGCUGUGAAUCGUCAUGUUGUUGGGCUUUCCCUGCAGACAGGCCUGUUACACUUAGCUUUCUGUAAGAUGAUCUCAGGUCUGCGUGUGUGUGUGUGUGAGAGUGAGUGAGUGAGUGUGUGUGUACAAAGUUUUCGCAUGAGCCUGCAACCUGGGGUCACUGAGUUCAUUUGAUCCUGGCAGUGGUGUUCAGAGGGAACACACAGCUCACUGUGGGAUUUACUGUUUGUUCUCUCACUUCAAACCAUUUUUAAACACCUGCCCCUUUUGUCUGUCUCUGUAGUUCGGGGCAGCGGCGUCCAUUUUGCUGCUGUGGAAAGUAAAACACUAAUGCUGUUGACGAACCCACUCGCAUAGACUUGCACAAGAGAGAAAAGUCGUGAAUAUGUGCUGAGGCCGUGAAAGUGAGAGCAGAGGAACGAGUGUUGAAAUGCAGUACUUAAAGCAGGUAUCCAUGCAUUCAUUAACAUUAAGGCACGAGGAUCAUAUUCUGUGGGAUUUAUAUUAGUUUUAAAGAAUAAUAAACUUGGAAUAAAUCUAA
Solea senegalensis (Senegalese sole) is the source of this 1746-nucleotide messenger RNA. RefSeq names its product E3 ubiquitin-protein ligase Arkadia-like. The transcript has 4 exons. NCBI's taxonomy places the organism in Eukaryota, Metazoa, Chordata, Actinopteri, Pleuronectiformes, Soleidae. Bases 41 to 421 code for a protein of 126 amino acids. The record is from RefSeq and is a predicted model, not a curated record. Gene Ontology annotation, molecular function: ubiquitin protein ligase activity.